UUAUCGCGCUUGUUCUGUCAAUGUCAUUUUUAAUUUGAUGCUGAUAUCGCGUGACCGAAGUUAAUCAAAACCGAUUGUGCGCAAUUUCUGAUACAUUAAUCAUAGUUAUUACCGGUUUCAUGACACAUUAAUAAAUGCAUGCAUUUCAAUUUUAGUCUGCAUGUUCUAAAUAUGCAAUUUGUAUUGCUUAACGAUGUUAAAAUCAUACUGUGUGCAACCUGUUAUGAUGAAUUUUUAAUAGUUAUACCGGUUUUCAUAUCAGCACAUUUAUGUCUUUUCGGCCAAUUUUAACAUCUGCUAUACGAUUAAUGUCUACAGCGAUGGAAAAACAUUGUGUAAUUCCUGAUGUUAUUCCAAAACCUCCAAAUUCUGUAUUAGAGGUAUGUUAUCCCAGUGGAGUAAAAGUGGAUGGAGGUAAUGAGUUGACUCCAACACAAGUCAAAGAUAUUCCAACAGUCAAAUGGGAAGCUGAUCCAGCAACUUUCUAUACUCUUUGCAUGACAGAUCCAGAUGCCCCAAGUCGAGCUGAUCCCAAAUUUCGUGAAUGGCAUCAUUGGUUGGUUGGAAAUAUUCCUGGAUGUGAUGUGUCUAAAGGGGAAACUUUGUCUGAAUAUAUUGGUAGUGGACCACCACAGGGCACAGGAUUACAUAGAUACGUUUUUCUGCUCUACAAGCAACCGGAUAAAAUAAAAUUUGAUGAAUUGAGACUGACUAACAGAAGUGGCGAUAAUCGUGGGCAGUUCAGUAUUGCAAAAUUUGCCAUGAAAUAUAAUUUAGGUCAACCUAUUGCUGGAAAUUUAUACCAAGCUCAAUGGGAUGAUUAUGUUCCAGAACUCUAUAAACAGUUGGGAGCUUAGCUGGCUAAAAUAUAGUUCAAUAAUAAUAUGAACAAUGUUUGAAUUUUAAUAAAACUAUUAUUUGUUGAUA
Ctenocephalides felis (cat flea) is the source of this 927-nucleotide messenger RNA. RefSeq names its product protein D2-like. The record is from RefSeq and is a predicted model, not a curated record. NCBI's taxonomy places the organism in Eukaryota, Metazoa, Arthropoda, Insecta, Siphonaptera, Pulicidae. The coding region runs from base 270 to 857 and encodes 195 amino acids. The transcript is spliced from 4 exons.